Amblyraja radiata (thorny skate) is the source of this 2594-nucleotide messenger RNA. It is a transcript of the gene glp2r, whose product is annotated as glucagon-like peptide 2 receptor. Gene Ontology annotation, biological process: cell surface receptor signaling pathway; adenylate cyclase-modulating G protein-coupled receptor signaling pathway. Gene Ontology annotation, molecular function: glucagon receptor activity; peptide hormone binding. Bases 261 to 1877 code for a protein of 538 amino acids. Gene Ontology annotation, cellular component: plasma membrane. NCBI's taxonomy places the organism in Eukaryota, Metazoa, Chordata, Chondrichthyes, Rajiformes, Rajidae. The transcript is spliced from 13 exons. The record is from RefSeq and is a predicted model, not a curated record.
AGUAGCUGUAGUCCUCUCUCUGGGGAUUGACGGCUGCACAGGAAUCUGCUGGAAUUUCCACCUCUGCUUCUUCAUUUUGAGCUGGGUUGGCUACGACUGAAGACCUAUUUUAAUUUGUCAUGAUAGGGUCUCGAGAUCUUGCAACAGCUGACCACUAAAAACAAAGGGGACCAGAGUAAUAGGAUCUGUCGGUACCUGAAUUACUCCAAAGCAGAUGUUGGACGAAGGUGUGGAUCAUUCUGGACCGUGAAGGAAAUUGGAUGUUCUUUGAUGAAUGGGAAGCAAAUUACUCUGAGGCAAUGGGAAUCUUCAACGGCAGAGGCAAGGGGGAAGCUUUAAGUUUCAAGCUGUGGCUGUGCCCUUUACAAACUUCGAGGACUGCCGUGUCACCUCUUCUCUGCAUGGUGUUGCUACAGAUAAUGCAGGUCAGUGGCACAAUACUGGAGGACACAAUCAGUAACUGGUCCUUGUAUCGGGAUCAGUGUUUGCAAAACCAAACCAAGUCUGGUGCCAAAACUGGAAUAUUUUGUAAUGAAACGUUUGACCAGUUUACCUGUUGGCCGGCAUCAUACCCGGGCAAUGUAUCAGAACCCUGCCCCUGGUAUCUUCCUUGGUUUAAACCAGGUAGUACAAGGAGGGUCCACAGGUACUGCCUGGAUAAUGGAAGUUGGUUGACCAUUUCAAACUCAACUGAUAUCUGGAGGGAUCAUUCUGAAUGUAAUGAAGAUAGCCAGGAUGUCCAGCAAAACAAUAAUCAUCAUGGGUUAUUGAAAACCCUGCAACUGAUCUACACGGUGGGUUACUCAAUCUCCUUGUCCUCACUUUCGUUGGCCAUAUUGAUACUGCUGUGGCUUCGGAAGCUGCAUUGCACUCGAAAUUACAUUCACGUCAAUUUAUUUGCUUCCUUUAUCCUGAGAGCUCUGGCAGUUCUUAUAAAAGAUAUUUUUCUGAAAAACACUUACUCAAAACGUCCAGAUGAUGAAAUAGGUUGGAAAUCGUUUUUGCAGAAUGAGGCGUCUAAUGGAUGCAAGGUGGCUCAGGUCUUCAUGCACUAUUUCGUUGGAGCAACCUUCUUUUGGCUUUUAGUUGAAGGAAUUUAUCUUCAUAAACUGAUAGUCCUGGCCGUCUUAUCAGAGAAAAGACUGUUGAAGCAAUAUGUCCUUAUAGGAUGGGUGUCCCCACUAUUGUUUGUUAUACCUUGGACAAUUUCAAAGAUUAUCUAUGAAAAUGAAUGGUGCUGGGUUAGAAAUCGCAACAUGGGCAUCUGGUGGAUCAUUAGGGGACCAGUGAUAUUCGCAAUUACAUUGAAUUUCUAUAUAUUUAUAAAGAUCUUGAAAACAUUGCUUUCCAAACUGAAAGCCCAACAAAGGCGAUUUAACGACUACAAAUACAGACUGACAAGGUCAACGUUGGUGCUGAUACCAUUGCUUGGGAUCCACGAAUUUGUAUUUACCUUCCUGCUGGACGAACACAUUCGCGGUUUACUGCUGCACAUCCGACUCUUUCUUCAAUUGGCGAUCAGCUCAUUCCAGGGUUUUCUGGUCGCUUUGCUGUAUUGCUUUGCCAAUGGAGAGGUCCAAGCAGAACUGAAAAUGCGUUGGAGAUGCUGGCUGCUGGCAAAUGACUUUGCGUGUUUUGGCUGUAUCAUGGGCAAGCACUUCAAGUAUCUGGGAAAAUGCUCCAAGCCCAGGUCAAAUAGUUACAUCAACAGCAGCAGCUACUGCUACAGUGACACCAGAACGUCCAGUGUACAGCUGAGCACAGCUCCAAUGUCAGAGCUGCAGACACAGAAAGCCACAGUGACGGAGCAGUCCACACAGACCAGUGUCUCCGAAAGCAGUAAAGAAGAGAUGGGAGCUGGAGAGAUUCAAAUCUAAACGCCAGAUUUAAGAGCGAAUCAGGACUGGCAGGUGUGAAGGCCUUUAACACACGAAGUCAGCAAUGAUAUGUUUAAUUUUUACACUAUGACUGACCUCCACAUUCUGCUGUAAAUACUGCACCGUACAAGUGGUUCUACUGGUGUUUCCAAGGCUCUCGUGGUGCUGUUACUGUCGCUCUGCACCCACAGAACAGGACUUCAUGGGAUUUGAUUUUCAGUUGAUGCUGCCAGCUAGCAUCCGCGGAAGGUCUGCAAUCGGCUUCGGUGACCAUGAGUUAAGAGGCAGAAAGGGAUACGUGGACAAUGUGCGGACGUUCGAUGCCCGAGAAAGGUUGCAAUGACUUCCGAACUAACGCUUGUGGUGUUACCCUACGCCCAACUCAAUCUUGUCUAUUGUUUUGCAAAGUGUCAGAGAAAACAAUAGAGAAUCCCAUUGAAUGUUCAACCGUGGUUCAGUUAAUGUUUCGGACACUUCCAUCCUGUGACCACACGUCAUGGUCCACACUUUCCACACCAACACAUGUCGAUGCCAACAUGCGAUCAAGUAAAAAUGGAACAUAGCUUGCACAUAUUGCACGCUGAAGUGUACAUUCCUCUUACAUUCAAUCUUAACAACAUAUUUUACAAGAAAUGUUACUUACUCCAUGCAUUUUUUAUUAUUGUAGGUGUGAAUUUUCUUAAAGUAUGUCAUUUCUAUGUUGAAAUAAAAGUCUAU